GUCAGUAUGAAGGAAGACGCAGCAGUGAUUGGGUGAAUGUUGUUAAACUUGUGACGAACUAAAAAAAAAAAAAGUUAAAAUUCAAAAUGAAUUUUCUAAUUUCAAAAUUCAUGUGGCAGAAUGGGACCCGAAUAAAUCAAUAUCUAUUCGCAAUUAUCAUAACGAUUCCACUGCUCAACUUCGGCAUGGUGCAAGGUUGGCUGUCUCCAAUGAUCUCGCUUCUUCAAACACCUCAAGGCCCUGCGCCAGAUCCUUACACAAGUAGCGACAUAUCCUGGGUUACAUCUGUUACGUACAUCUCGGCAAUCAUCUUCGGAGCUCCCAUGGGUUACCUCACUGAUAGAUACGGAAGAAAAGUGAUGACUCUGAUAACAACAUUUUCAUUGAUUUUAUAUUGGCAAAUAAAACUGCUCUGCUUGGAACCAUGGGCACUGAUUCUCGCCCGUGCCAUUGCUGGCAUACCAUGUUCAGCCUGCUACAUCGUGUUACCGAUUUAUUUAAAAGAAAUCAGUGAUAUAGAUCUAAGGGGAGCACUUGGAUCGUUGCUUAUAUUAAAUAGAAACAUCGGCUAUCUAGCUAGCUAUGUGUUCGCGGAUCUACUUCAAGUGACCACGAUGCUAUGGAUGGGGCUAUUAGUUCCAACUGUAGUAUUUUUUAUCUUCUUAAUAAUGCCAGAGACGCCGGAGUUCCUCGUGAAACAGGAAAAAGUUGAUGAAGCUAAAACUGUCUUAGCUUGGUUGCGUGGAGUGAGCGUGCUAGACGGUUCUAUUGAACAGGAGAUAGACAAUAUCGUGAAAGUUGAGAAACAGGCCAAAGCUGAUCCUAAGUCUGUCUGGAUGAUUAUAUUAAAAGACAAAGCUACCUUCAAAGCUUUCAUCAUCACCCUGGUGAUUAAAAUCACUCAACAGUUUGACGGAUACCUCAUCGUACUUAUAUACGCUGGUUUCGUCUUCGAACGAGCCUCAGAAUCCAUCAGCUUGAAACUGAGCCCGAACAAGCAGGUGAUGAUGAUCGGUCUGGUGCAGCUCUUGGGCUCUACGGUUGCAACUUGUUUUGUAGAGAAAACUGGGAGGAAGUUGCUUUUGGUGUCCACGUCGUUCGCAGUGGGCGUGGGGAUGCUGGCACUGUCCGCGUGGUUUUACUUGACGGGCAUCGGCAUUUGGCUACCGGGCUGGCUUCCAGUCUUCGCCAUGUGUCUCUGUAUCUUCGCUGACGCCGCCGGAUUCCAACCGAUAUCGUAUAUAAUUAUCACGGAUCUAUUCACUUUCCAGUUACGCGGCACAGUGUCAUCGUUUGCGAAUAUCUGCGCGAAACUAAGCAACUUCAUCCAGAUGAAAUGGUUCACUAAAGUCUGCGAGCUGAUAAGCAUACAUUGGACCUUCUUAUUCUUUGCAGUCGUAUGCUUUUUCGCCUGCUUCUACACGUUAACAUCCUUCCCGGAAACCAGACAAAAAUCCGUUGAAGAAAUCUACGAGAAAUUGAAUAGGAAUAAAAAAGAAGAAGAUAGAAUAAAGGCCGUGCCGUAACGCAAGCGAUGCUAUUGAAUGUUGUAUAUAUUAUUUUUCAAUUUGAAUGGUAUUACGCAUUUUUUUUAAUAGGAGGUUUUGAAGAAGGCGUAUAGAAUUAUAUCGCUGAUAUAUUUGAUAUCUUAACGUAUGCCUUAUAUUAUUCCGUCCUAACGAUUUGUGCUUAAUACAAAUCAAGACUGUCUUAGAAUAAAUCCGAUUUGGGAUGAAUAUCGUUAAUUUUAGUGUUAAGAAAAGAUAUCACUUAGAUUUAAUCAAAAAAUGUUUUAUGAAAUUAAUCUCGUCUUAAUGUACUUAAAACUAUUAGGUAUAAAAACACAAUUAUCUGUGUAGGUUAAUUAUAAAAUCAAGAGCUUUAAAGUUGAUUAAAUAUUUUUAUUAAAGAAAAUUAAUGUUUUCUUACUGUUAAAAAUGAUCAAGUUACAAAUGAAUUUAUUAAACUAUUUAAAGUCUCACUAAUAAAAUGAACACAGGCGUUCAUAAUAUUAUUGUAGUUAUUUAUAGAGAUAAGCUCGACAUAUUUCGGAGGACAACGUUUCUCACCGCCAUCGCGUCGACAUGGACAGUCACGUGAUUGCAAACGGAACGCAAAUGUAAUAAGAACUGAAAUUGUAUUCGGUAAGAAGAAAUUCGAAACUCACCGCAGAACACGAACGUGAAAUGUCAGAAUGUGAUACGCGACAAUCUACU
Messenger RNA from Vanessa tameamea, 2216 nucleotides. Its product is annotated as facilitated trehalose transporter Tret1-like. Gene Ontology annotation, molecular function: transmembrane transporter activity. Gene Ontology annotation, cellular component: membrane. The record is from RefSeq and is a predicted model, not a curated record. Gene Ontology annotation, biological process: transmembrane transport. NCBI's taxonomy places the organism in Eukaryota, Metazoa, Arthropoda, Insecta, Lepidoptera, Nymphalidae. Bases 87 to 1526 code for a protein of 479 amino acids. The transcript has 8 exons.